CGAAAGGUGCGCGGAGAGGCAGAAACGCGCAGACACGAAAAGCUUCACUACUGCUGCUGCUUGCGGAAUCGAAAAGCGGAUCCAACAACACCUCCGAAAAAGUGCAGUGGAAAAACAAACGCAUCGUCAGUGCACGGGCAAAAUGCUGCGUACCUGUGAUCCGUGAGUGCUGUGUGCAGUGCAUCCGAGAAUCGCGCAAUCAGCCCGGAAAUAUGGUCAUCAAAGUUACCUUCGCAGCGAGAUCGAUCGACGAAGGGAGUUGCUAAAUGUAGCGUCGAAGGGAGAGAAAGAUUUGGUGUGGCCCUCGCCGUCGUCGUUGUUGUUGUUGUUUAAUGAGUGUGUUUUUUGUUCCGUGCGUGUGUGAUUUUUCCGUUCGAUACGUUUGAUCCACAACUCGAGUAGUGUAUAUUCCGUGUGCGAGCGUCGUAUUUCUUUGGUGGUGAAGAAAAAUGUCGUCCAGUGAGAUUGAAGAAUUUGUGAAUGGGGCGCUCGUUUCGUGGAUUGAGUCGUGCUUACCGCGGCAUGAAAUAAUCGCCGGAUACGUGUCACUGCUCGACGGCACGAUACUGCACAGUGUGUACCUACAGAUCGACCCCGAACCGCAGCAUCAUCCGGCAAAGAUACGCGGCACCGCGGAAGUGCUGACCUCGCUGGCCGCCGCCCGAACACGCAACUUCGACGCGAUCGUCAAGAACCUACGCAACCUGUACGAUGAAGAGCUUUGCCAAACGAUUCUGGCCCUACCGGACUGCUCCGUGCUGGGCCAUUCGCCCGAAUCGCGGGCCGGACUGGAACAGAUGAAGCUACUCAUUACCCUGCUGCUCGGUGCGGCCGUCCAGUGUCCGAACAAGGAAAUCUUUAUCGCCCGCAUUAAGGAGCUCGACGUGAACACGCAGCACGCAAUCGUGGAGGUAAUCAAGCAGGUGACGGACAGCCAAACGCUCGUCCUGACGCAGGAAUCGCUCGAUCAGCUGUCCCCGGAGCUGAUGUGCAAACACAUCGUCCGGUUGGCGAAGGAACGCGACCAGUACCACGGGAAGUGGAUGUCCUCGUUCAUUACGGACAGUGAGCAGCAGGCGCUCGUGAACAGUUCCAGCUCCAAAUCGAGCCUCCACAAUGCGUCGUCCGCCUCGACAAGUACGGCCAACACACCGUCCACCACAUCGGAGAACAACCAUCUCGCGGUGGAGUUGGCCGACUAUAAAUCGAAGCUUCGAAAGUUGCGCCAAGAGUUGGAGGAAAAAUCGGAACUUCUGAUGGAGGUAAAGGAAGAGCUGGACCACAAGUGCAAUCAGUACGAAAAGCUGCGCACCGAAAGCCAGGACUGGUACUCGGAGUCACGCCGAGCGGCCGCCUACCGGGACGAGGUAGACGUGCUCCGGGAACGUUCCGAGCGGGCCGAUCGGCUCGAGAUUGAAGUACAAAAGUUGCGCGAAAAGCUGUCCGACGCGGAGUUUUACAAGACGCGCGUAGAGGAGCUGCGAGAAGAUAACCGGAUGCUGUUGGAAACAAAAGAGAUGCUCGAGGAACAGCUGGCACGGUCCCGCAAGCGUAGCGAUCAGGUGAUGACACUCGAGGCGGAAAUAAUCAAGUUCAAGCAGUUGAUGAACGACAUGACACUGGAGCGAGAUGUGGACAAGAGCAAGCUGCAGGAACUGCUCGAGGAAAAUGUGCAGCUGCAGCUGGCGACGAAGAAUCUUAUGGCCGGACCGGAUGCGAACGUCGCGAAUCAGGCCCAAUCCGAUACGGACACGGACGAUCUACCAUCGAACGAUAACAGCCUCUCGGAGCAGCUAACCACGAAUGCCCAAACUCGUGCCCUCAAGCUGGAGCUGGAAAAUCGGCGAUUGCUGGCCGCAUUGGACAGCCUGAAAGAAUCUUCCUUCCACGAAAACUCCAACAAGAUUCUCGAGCUGGAGAAGGACAAGAAAAAGCUCUCGCUGCGACUCGACCAGACGCAGGAAAACUGUAACCGACUGGUACAGCAAAACAGUGAGCUAGAGAACGUGUUUAAGAACGCACUCGAGGAGAACAAGAAGCUGCAAGACGCGAUCGACUCGAAGCAGCAAAUGAUCGACCGGCAGACGCACGACCGUGAGCUGGAUCGCAUACGGCAGAUCGAUCUGGAAAAGCAAAUCGAAUCGCUCACGAAGGAUAAGCAGCGGGUGCAGAAUCUGUUCGAAAGCAUUCAGCGCCGCACGAUCGAUCUGGAGCGUUCGAUCGACACGAAGAGCAAGGAAAGCGUGCAGCUCAACGAACGCCUGAAGGAGCUCGAGGAUGUGCGCAAGGAGGUGUACGAUUUGCGCGGCAAGUGCGCGUCCGUCGAGCGGGAAAACGUGAAUCUCAACAAGGAGCUCGUCAAGUACAAGGAGGUGUUGGAGAAGUGCGAGCAUGAUCUCGACACGGUCGGCGGCCAGCUGGAAGCGAAGGAGAAGGAGAUCGAACAGCUGGCGAAACAGGUGCAGGAAGAUUCGGGCGUGCAGGCGAAGCUGCAGGAGCUGGAGAAGGAAAAUCAGGAGCUGCUUUCCCAGCAGAAAAUGCACUCCGACACGAUCGCCACGCUGCAGAAGGAUCUGUACGAUGGCACGAUGGCAACGAAGAAGGUGAAGCAAAACCUCGAACGGCUCGGUCUGAACGAUACCGAGCUCGAGCGGAACGACAUGAACGUGGAGGUGUUUGUCGAGAAGCUGUGCAAGAAUCCGGAAUCGUUCAAAACGGUCCGCGAGAUCGUGCUGAACGUGGUGGGAAAGGAUCAGGGUGGGGCGUUGUCCGGUGGCACCAAGUCGGCGGACAUUUGUGUACUUUGCCACCGGCAGGAGAUCUACACGGUGGAGAAGAACAUCGAGUUUUCCAACUGCGAUGAAACAGCACCAACCGAACUCAGCGCCACGAACGCAUCCGAGCUGGAGCAAAAGCUGGAUCAACUCAGGCAAGAGCAUGCUUCCCUGCUUGCGGCACAAGAAUCGUUGCAGGAGGAAAAUGCGCGCCAGAAGGUAAAGGUGGCCACGCUCGGGUCGCAGAUUGCGUCGCUCAACACGCAGCACGUAGCGCUGCAGCUGGCCAACUCGCAGCUGGCCGUGGAGAAGGACAUGCUCGUGAAGCAGGUGGAAGCCAAGCGCCAGCAGUACGAAUCGUUGCAGCACGACUACGUCACGCUGCAGUGUCUGCACGAGCAGCUCAGCAGCGACUACGACACGCUGAACGGAGAGAAGGAGCUGCUGAAAAACACGAUCCGUGAUCUGAAGACGGAGAAUCGCGAUCUCCGCGAGCGGACGGUAGCGCUCGAGCGCAAGAUCGAGGAGCUGCAGACGGAGCAGCACUCGAUGAAGGAUGGUCUGACCAACCUGAACAAUCUGCGGGCCGAACAUUCGAAGCUGAAGGAUGACUUCCGGUGUCUGUUUACGACGAGCGAGCGGUUGAAGCAGGACUACAAGAACUGUCACGAUCAGUACCGAGCGUUCCGGACGGAGAACAGCCGGCUGAAGCUGCGCAACACCGAGCUGUCCGGGGAGCUGACGAACAAAAAGGAGCAAAUCAGCAAUCUGGAGAUUGAGUACACCAAAAUAAACCAAAGAUGCGAGAUGUUGCUUAACAUGAACGCCAGCCUGGACAUCGAUCGGCGUACGCUGAUGGACCACGUGUCCCAGAUUCUCGCCCAGUACCAGGAGCUGUUGGCCCACUCGCUGGAGGACAAGCAGCACUACCAUGACGAGGAGAAGAACUUCACCGAUAAGCUGAACAACUUGAACCGCCAGAAGGAGAAGCUGGAGGAAAAAAUCAUGGAACACUACCGCAAGCUGGACAGUUGCUCACCGAAAAAGAAACCGUUUGGUUUAAAUCUGGUGAAGAAAAUGCGUCGCGCUGGAUCGGAGCUGAUGAAUCGUGUCCCAAAUAGGAACCGCCGCUCCUGGGUGGAAGAGCAACGGCUCACCCAAAGCCAGUGUCUUUCCAUGGGCUCCGAAUCGGGUGGCAACGAGUCGGACAACAGUAUCGAGGAGCCCAACUCGGUCGCGUCCGAUACGAACCUGCUGCAGCGUGGCUCACAGCUGCGCCAAAGUCUCCAGAGAAAGCCCAACAAUGAAGCGCUGAAUGCGACCCUGCUGCGCGGAGGGAUUCGCAGCAGUCUUCAGGCUUCGCGGAGGGAUGAAGUGAAUCCUGCCCAUCGAAACAGCUUCCAGGGGUUCGAUACGGCCACCGAUGCGCUGAACCUUGGCACGGCUGGUACUCGCCGUACGGUGUACCUGGACGAUAAGAUCGUCAACUCCGGCUCGAGCACACCGACCGGCGGUGGUGUGGCCGUAAAUCCGUCUCCUCCUCCAUCCAUCUCCACACCGCCACCUCCUCCACCGCCCCGUACCGAUCAGAACAGCAGCGGUUCAACCACCGCUAGCCAGACGAAUGCAUCGACCCACGAACCCACGUUCGUGCUGUUGAACAGAAUUUCCACCACAACGACCACGCUCAAGACGGAGACAACGGCGAAUCUGUUGCCGGGCAGCGCACAGCAGAUGGAGGUUAGCGGCAACCCGUCCGGCGCACCAAAUGCCGGUUCGACGGCACUCUGUGGCAUGGAGGACAGCAACAAAAAGGACUCGAACGGGAACAGUAGCAACAAGAAGAAGGCGGAACCGAAGAACAGGGACAGUGCGAUAUGGUACGAGUAUGGGUGUGUGUAGGCAGGCCGUAUGCAUCUUCCCCGGUGUAAGCAUUUAUUUGGAAAACGACGCAUUGCAAGCGAAACACACACGAGCAGUAUUGUAGUAGAGAGGGAGAGCGUGAAUGACUGACGGCGCAUUUUGCUGACGAUGAAAAGGAAGAAAGCGGACUCUCGAGCUCUCGAUGUCCACCCCCCCCCCCCCCCCACCCAGCAAGGCGGAUGUACUUCCUUAACGCUAAGCGGCCCGAACGUUCGUUCGUUCAUUCCGUUCGUAGCAUAUUUACCCAGUUAACAAGUGCUUUAACAUACAAUACCACAUACAUACAAAUUAUUGGCAUAGCAGCGCGAAACGGGCGUGUAAAGAACAAAGGUUAGUUUAAAUAAGACUAGUAGUACCGGCGCAACGAAUGGUUGUUGCUCCAGAUGUGCGGCAGCUACCGGUUAGCUUCUGUCCCGAGUGCUUAACGUUAUCUACCACCCCCCCCCCCAUCCAUACAACGAAACGUAAACGAAUCUCUCCAAAAAGUAUCUCCAACCUUUUUUUAAAAUUAUUUUAUAAACAUUACUAUUACCGUUUACUGUGACUGCUUUACAUGUUUCAAUUCUCUCUCUCUCUUGUUUUUCGACUAAUGUAUUAAUUUAGAUGUAAGUAUUUUUUUUUGGUUUUCAUCGCGCUACUACCCAUCAUCAUUGCUGCCCACCGGCCUUAUCAUUGGGCUCGAUGAAAAAGGAAGGUAGCGCAAACCACCACCAACCAACCAACAACGAAUACCACUAACAUAUUUUCGUUUUGUCUUGUGAUAACACUUAACCGCGCUUUUAUGCUGUUUGCUUCCUUUACAAGCUUGGUUUUGUGUGCAGAAAUCCCGUCCACCGCAGUGGAGUGUUGGGUACACAGACCGGUUCAUACACCGAUACGGUUCAAGAACGGGACAGGCGAAACAAAUCAAAAUUAUACCACUAGGAUAGAGCAUGCUUCCUUUCGCAUUGUGAGGACGUACGAAAUGUGAAUGCGUUCGGAGGUAGCAAUGUAUCAUAGUUUUGUGAGACAGACAUAUGAACAGCGGAGAAGAUUCACCAUUGCCGUUAUUAGCAUUUGUAUUUAAUCCUUUUUCUAGGUACUAAUGAUCAAGCAUCGAGAAGGAUGUAGAGUGAGAGGAUUUUAAAUGAAAUAAAAGAGUAAAUUAAAGAUACUUGUA
Messenger RNA from Anopheles stephensi (Asian malaria mosquito), 5856 nucleotides. RefSeq names its product girdin (gene Girdin). The record is from RefSeq and is a predicted model, not a curated record. Gene Ontology annotation, cellular component: cytoplasm; centrosome. NCBI's taxonomy places the organism in Eukaryota, Metazoa, Arthropoda, Insecta, Diptera, Culicidae. Gene Ontology annotation, biological process: cytoplasmic microtubule organization; cytoskeleton-dependent intracellular transport. Gene Ontology annotation, molecular function: microtubule binding; dynein light intermediate chain binding. Bases 450 to 4676 code for a protein of 1408 amino acids. The transcript has 8 exons.